AUGAAUCGACAAGAUUUCUCAAAAAAUACUAAUCGCGAGAUUCUAAAGUUACUCUUGACUUACAAUUCGCGAACUGUUCCUCUACUAGAUGUAAAUCAUAAAGAUGGAUUUGAUAGGACCCCACUUCAUUUUGCAGUCUCAUUGAAAAAUGAAUUUGCCAUCAAGUCCCUCCUUGACGCCGGUGCCGAUUUGUAUUCAAAAGAUGUCGACGGUAGUCAACCCUUAACUUCAGUUCCAGCAACAGUACUGGAGAAUUAUUUUGAUGAUAGCAUUACUUUGUAUACAGACCGAGGCGCAUUCGGUAUAUUGCAGGGAGUGGAGUUUGACUACAGCAUAUUCAAGCAAGUCGAUCAGAAUUCUUCUAAAACAGCUAACGAAAUGGAAUUUUUUCAUCAGAUUCAGAAAAAACCAGAGCUGAGAACACUACUCAACCAUCCUCUUUCAGAGAGUUUCCUCUAUUCGAAAUGGUGUCUUAUUAAGAAUUAUUACUACCUCAAUUUUACAUUUUAUUUCUUAUUUUGCGUGGCUUUAAAUGCGUAUAUUUUCCAAAUUCACGAUUGUCCGUCGCCAUCGACCAGUUACAACAGCUCUCAGUCAACCGAUACUGGAAUCAACCAUCAUUCCUCUUCAAUUCUAUGUAAUGCAUCGGGGUUAGGAAUAGGAAUAAUAACAUUCCUGUUUUACAUCAUGUUCAUUCUACGAGAGCUUUUCCAAGUUCUUCUUUCAAAGAAGACAUACGUCAGAUCAGCUGAAAACUGGUUGGAAAUGAUGAUCAUACUUGGGGUUGGUGUUUUAUUUGCGAUUGAACGCAAUGCGCAUCUAGCAGCCACAGUUAUUUUAAUGUCGUGUGUAGAGCUUGUAUUUCUACUUGGUAAACAUCCGUGGUUUUCGGUCUAUAUAGAAAUGUUUAAAACAGUGGCGUUAAAUUUUGCCAAAUUUUUUGCAUUGUUUUCGAUUCUGACCAUAUCGUUUGCGAACAGCUUCUACAUUAUAUUCCGAGAUACAACAGAAGAGUACACAUCGUCAGAAAAUGAAAUUAAUGUCAAUCCACCCAACCACACGAUUGAAAACUCCAUUAAUUUGUGGCCAGACCUGUGGGUAUCGCUUAUCAAAUCGAUUAUCAUGAUGACCGGAGAACUCGAUGCUUCUAAUAUACCCCUAGGUAAAAAUUUCAAUUAUACCUAUGUGUUUUUUUCCCUCUUCGUCUUUCUCGUUCCCAUGGUACUUUAUAAUCUACUCAAUGGUUUGGCCGUCAGUGAUACGACCGCCAUCAUGAAAGACUCGGAAAUAGUUGCUGUGAUGUCUCGAGUUGAACUGAUGUGGCAUUUGGAAAGUCUACUCAACAGCAAGUCAUUGCAGUUUUUCAGUAAACAUUGCCCAGAAUUUUUAAAUCACAGAUUUUUUUGGGAUGUUGAACAUAAGCAACUUAUAGUAAGCUCCGAUUCUAAGUACAGCAUUGGAAAUGAUAUAUCUGACAAAAUAAUCGGAUACAUGCCCCUCACUAUCAUCAAACAAGCCAAAGUAAUCGUAGAAAAACGAAAUCACAGUAAUUCUUCCAAAGAUAUGGACCAAAAUUCUUCGGCGGAUGCCGCAAAGAAAACUUCAACGAACAGCGAAUGUAUCAAUGAAACAGUUCAUAAGAUAAGCGAUCAAAUACAUAAGUUAAAACUUGGGAUCGAUAGAAAAAUCUCUGAAAUGAACUUGAGAAUUGCUGAAAUUAACGUAAGAAACGAUGAAGCGAACGCAAAAAUUACUGAUCGUGUCGAAAAAUUGUUGCAAAGCGUUGAAAGAAAUGAUAUAAAACUUGAAAUCGAUGAAAAAAAUACUGAAAUGAAAAGAAGAAUCGAUGAAAUGGACGCAAAAAUUACAGAUCGCUUUGAAAAAUUAUUGCAAAGUGUUGAAAGAAAUAAUAAAUUACUGGAAUCUGUUGCGCAGGCAGAUCAUUUGAAGCAGAAAGAACAGGUUGGAGAUGAGGAUGAAUUAUUGAAAUAAUGUAUUUUUCAUCGAAUUCAUGACGAUAUUUUAUUGGUUAGUGUUUAAGUUAAUUGCACUUUUCAAAAAUUUCUCAUAUGAAUAUGUUUUAUAAAAUUUUUGCAUUUACGCCAAACAAUAACUAUUCUUACCAAAUUUAAUAUACAUUACCUAGGUACUAUUUAUAAUAACCCUAUUAUUUUUCGAAUUAAACUUUUGUGGAACGAAUUCAAGCAUGUUACAUUUCAUUUUUCUUUCUUUAAUUCACUUCCCCUAAAUUACCAC
Molecule: messenger RNA, 2256 nt
Organism: Planococcus citri (citrus mealybug)
Lineage: Eukaryota; Metazoa; Arthropoda; Insecta; Hemiptera; Pseudococcidae
Product: transient receptor potential cation channel protein painless-like
Exons: 1
Coding region: 1-1992 (663 amino acids)
Biological process (GO): transmembrane transport; monoatomic ion transport
Cellular component (GO): membrane
Molecular function (GO): protein binding; monoatomic ion channel activity
Source: RefSeq, a predicted model, not a curated record